AGUCUCUCUCUAGCCUCUCGACUUUCUGCAGUGGCACACUCAGUCUUUCUCUCUCUUCUGUCUUGCCAACGCCGUCUCAUUUCUUCUGGGUCUCUGUCUCCGCCAUCUCGUGGGUUGUGUGCGCUCGCUUUUGUCGGUCCACCGUCAGUGAGCCCACCGUUAGCCAGAGAGACAAAGAAAGGGAACAAAAAUGGCGGAAGCUGUCAUUGGUAUCAUUGCCAAAAAGAUCAUUGAGAUUUUGGGUUCUCAGGUAAUAGAAACAGUUGGAAAGUUAUGGGGCGUCAACCAUGAACUCAAGGCGCUCGAGGACGCUGUCUCCAUGCUUCAGCCUUUUCUGGACCAUGCAGAAGAGCAAUACCACCAGACUGACCACGUCCGAGUUUGGGUUGAGAAACUGAAAGACGCUUUCUAUGAGGCGCAGGAUGUGCUUGAAGAAUUUGGCAUUGCAGCUAUGCGACGAGAACUGAGGGGCAACAAUGAAAUGAUGAAGGAGAAGGAUUUAUCCAACCAUCAGAUGGAAGUCAGCAUUUAGAAGACAUUGCUCAUGGGUAUUUCAUGGAUCUACUAUCGAGCAACUUCUUCCAAGAUUUUAAGAAAGAUCCAGACACGAAUGAGGAGACCUGCAAGAUGCAUGAUUUGAUGCAUGAUCUGGCAUGUUCGGUUGCGGGGACCGAGUGUAGGGUGGCAUGGGAUGA
Rhodamnia argentea is the source of this 695-nucleotide messenger RNA. Its product is annotated as disease resistance protein RGA2-like. NCBI's taxonomy places the organism in Eukaryota, Viridiplantae, Streptophyta, Magnoliopsida, Myrtales, Myrtaceae. The record is from RefSeq and is a predicted model, not a curated record. Bases 191 to 532 code for a protein of 113 amino acids. The transcript is spliced from 4 exons.